AGCCGAGAAGAGGCGCCGGCAACUGGGGGGACCAGGUAGGAGCGGGACGGCGAGCAUCAGCUGGCGGGAGGAACGCCCCCACUCUCUCACCGUCCCCCUUUCUCCCGUGCUCCUCUCUCCCUCUACCCCUCCGCUCCCUCUUCCUACGCCCCUCUCUCCCUCCAAAGGCUUUUAAGGGUGAAGGUAAUGGAGGAUCCUCCGACCGGAAGCUCAAAGUGUCCAGAUCCACCGAAGUCGCUCGAUCUGCAGACCUCCGCACACCUUCCGCCUUUGGACGCAGAAGAAGACGCCUCCGCUCGCAGCGAGGGGAAAGAGUUCACCUGUCCCGAUUGCGGACGGAGUUUUAUCCGGGCAUCGGGGCUGACGAGGCACCAGUGCACCCACUCUGGGGAGAAAGUGUGGAAGUGCGGGGACUGCGGGAAGGGGUUCUGUUAUCCUUCCUGGCUGGAGAUUCACCGGCGCAGCCACACCAGGGAGAAGCCGUUCAUCUGCUCCAUGUGCGGGAAGGGGUUCUGCUGCCUGUCCAACCUGACCACACACCAGCGGUUCCACACCAGGGAGCGGCCCUUCACUUGCUCCGAGUGUGGGAAGGGCUUCACCCAGUCAUCCUCCCUGCUGACCCACCGGCGUGUCCACAGUGGAGAGAGGCCCUUCACCUGCGCCGAGUGCGGCAAGGGCUUCACCUUGUCGUCUUACCUGGUGAGGCACCAGCAGGUCCACACCGGGGAGAGGCCGUUCACCUGCUCCGAGUGUGGGAAGGGCUUCACCCUGUCCUCCUGCCUGGUGAGGCACCAGCUGGUCCACACCGGCGAGAGGCCGUUCACCUGCAUCGAGUGCGGCAAGGGAUUCACUCAGUUGUCCAACCUGGUGUCACACCAGAGGGUCCACACCGGGGAGAGGCCGUUCACCUGCCCCGAGUGUGGAAAGGGCUUCAGCUAUUCAUCCAACCUACGGAAGCACCAGCGAGUUCACAAAUGGUCCGACGAGCGGGUGAAUCCCUUCCUGCACUCGGAGCAGGUGAACGGCCUCUCCCCGGUGUGGAUGUGCUGGUGCGUCAGCAGGUUGGACGACUGGGUGAAGCCCUUCCCGCAAUCGGUGCAGAUGAACAGUUUUUCACCAGUGUGGACCCGCUGGUGGGUCAGCAGGUUGGCCGACCUGCCGAAGCACUUCCCGCAGUCGGUGCAGAUGAAGGGUCCCUCCUCAGUGUGGACCUGCUGGUGCCUCAUCAGGCUGGAGGAGCGAGCGAAUCCCCUCCCGCACUCAAAACAGGUGAAGGGUCUCUCCCCGGUGUGGACCAGCUGGUGCCUCAUCAGGCUGGAGGAGCGGGUGAAGCCCCUCCCGCACUCGGUGCAUGUGAACGGCCUCUCCCCGGUGUGGACCUCCUGGUGCCUCAUCAGCUCAAAGUGUCCAGAUCCACUGAAGUCGCUCGAUCUGCAGACCUCUGCACACCUUCGGCCUUUGUACGCAGAAGAAGACGCUUCCGCUCGCAGCGAGGGGAAAGGGUUCACCUCUCCCGAUUGCAGACGGAGUUUUAUCCGGGCAUCGGGGCUGACGAGGCACCAGUGCACCCACUCCGGGGAGAAAGUGUGGAAGUGCGGGGACUGCGGGAAGGGGUUCUGUUAUCCUUCCUGGCUGGAGAUCCACCGCCGCAGCCACACCAGGGAGAAGCCGUUCAUCCCAGAGCAUGGAAUGCAGGUCGGAUACACAAUGUCGUCUAACCAGGGAGUUAACACGUGCGGGCGCUUUUUCCCCUGCUCCGAGUGUGGAAAGGGCUUCGCUCAGUCGUACGACCUGAUGAGGCACCAGCGGGUCCACACCGGGGAGAGGCCGUUCACCUGCUCUGAGUGCGGGAAGGGCUUCACUCUCUCGUCCAGUCUAGCGACCCACCAACAGGUCCACACCGGGAAGAGACCGUUCACCUGCAACGAGUGUGGGAAGGGCUUCGCGCGGUCUUCAAGCCUGAUAACCCACCAGCGGGUCCACACCGGGGAGAGGCCGUUCACCUGCUCUGAGUGCGGGAAAGGGUUCAAUCAGUCGGCCAACCUGAGGAGGCACCAGCAGGUCCACACGGGCGCGAGGCCGUUCACCUGCUCCGAGUGCGGGAAGGGGUUCAUUUUGGAGUCGCACCUGCUGACGCACCAAAGGGUCCACACAGGUGAGAGGCCGUUCUCCUGCUCCGAGUGCGGGAAGUGCUUCACCCGGUCAGCCAACCUGAUGGCCCACCAGAGGGUCCACACCGGGGAGAGACCGUUCACCUGCACCGAAUGUGGGAAGGGCUUCAUCUGGUCCUCCGACCUCCUCACCCACCAGCGGGUCCACACCGGCGAGAGGCCGUUCACCUGCUCCCAGUGCGGGAAGGGAUUCAUCCGCUCCUCCCACCUGCUGAGGCACCAACAGAUCCACACCGGGAAGCGGCCGUUCUACUGCUCCGAAUGCGGCAGACGCUUCAGCCGCUCGUCCAACCUACUGAGGCAUCGACAUGUUCACGACGGGGAGAAAGUUGCUGGAGGACAAUGCCGGAGGACUGGAGCCCGGGGUCCCGGCAGCGGCGUCUCCUGCAACCGGGGUUUGGAGCCCGGGGUCCCGGCAGCGGCGUCUCCUGCAACCGGGGUUUGGAGCCCGGAGUCCCGGCAGCUGCGCUUCCUGCAACCGGGGUUUGGAGCCCGGGAUCCCGGCAGCGGCGUCUCCUGCAACCGGGUGAACGGCCUCUCCCCGGUGUGGAUGUGCUGGUGCGUCAGCAGGUUGGACGACUGGGUGAAGCCUUUCCCGCACUCGGUGCAGAUGAACAGUUUUUCACCAGUGUGGACCCGCUGGUGGGUCAGCAGGUUGGCUGUCCGGCUGAAGCCCUUCCCGCAGUCGGUGCAGAUGAAGGGUCCCUCCUCAGUGUGGACCUGCUGGUGCCUCAUCAGGCUGGAGGAGCGAGUGAAUCCCCUCCCGCACUCAAAACAGGUGAAGGGUCUCUCCCCGGUGUGGACCAGCUGGUGCCUCAUCAGGCUGGAGGAGCGGGUGAAGCCCCUCCCGCACUCGGUGCAGGUGUAUGGCCUCUCCCCGGUGUGGACCUCCUGGUGCCUCAUCAGGCUGGAUGACCGAGUGAAUUCCUGCCCACAUUGCGGGCAGAUGAAGGAGGUCUCCGCAGAGUGCCACAAGUCCCUAGGGUUGGUAAUCAAUGGCCGCUUUAUUACCCACAAUCCGCAUCGCGCCUGCAACCGCUCUGCGAGUGACAGCUGCACGCAGACGCGCCUGCGCGGCCUGGGGCCCGCAAUGCAUCAUAGGCCGCGCUGGCGAGACAAAGCGGGGGGACCCCCGGGGUCACGGGUGCGGAUCGCGGCGGGCGGACGGGCAGAUAAACUGGCAUCCACCACUCCGUUUAUCCAAACCUCGCACGGACCGGCGCCGAAUAACGGUGAGCAUAUCUCUGGCCGCAAUGUACCAGACGGAAACAAAGACCCUGCCCCGUCCCAGAGACUUGCUCAGUGCUGGAAGGUUGUGGUGGAGGCUGGAACACAGCAAGAGGAGACACCGAGGCUGGGGAAGUUGGUUGGAAGCUGGUGCAUGAGUCGGUCGGAAGACUGGGAGAACGCCUUCCCGCAUUCGGAGCAGGUGAAGGGCUUUUCCCCGGUGUGGACCCGCUGGUGCCUCCGCAGGCUGGAGGACCAUGCAAAUCUCUUGCCGCACUUGGCGCAGAUGAAUGGCUUCUCCCCGGUGUGGAUGCGCUGGUGGGCCACCAGCCUCUCGCUGGCGUGGAUCAGCCGGUGCGUGAUGAGGCUGGAAGAGCGGGUGAACCGCUUCCCACACUCGGAGCAGGUGAACGGCCUCUCCCCAGUGUGGACCUGCUGGUGCGUCUGCAAGGACGAUGACCGACUGAACCUCCUCCCGCACUCGGAGCAGGUGAACGGCCUCUCCCCAGUGUGGACCCGCUGGUGCCUCAACAGGCUGGAUGACUCAGUGAAUCCCUUCCCGCAGUCGGGGCAGGUGAACGGCCUCUCCCCCGUGUGGACCCUCUGGUGGGUCAGCAAGGACGAUGAUCGACUGAACCUCUUCCCGCACUCGGAGCAGAAACCCCUCUAUCUCGGCGCCGGGGUCAGCAAGGCGCAUGCGCCGCCCAGGAUCCGGGGCCCGGCUGGCGGUGCGACCCUCGGUAAGGAGCGGGGAUCCGGAACCCCCCGGAAGCGGGCGGAACCCCUGGGGAAUCCUCGAGAGCGGGCGGGGAGAUCCCUGUGUCUACACUUCACACUGCCUUGGCAUUUGACAGAGUGGGCGAUGGAGGAUUCGGGCAGCUCAGACCAAGCGAUGGCUCGGGACGGGUCCGGGACGUUGGAUCGGCGGGAAGAGGAGCGUUGCCAGGAAGAGGAGGGUUGGUUCCCAUGCGGGGAAGGUGACCGGGGAGUCACGCGGGCGGACGGACUGGCCGGGCAACCGCACAGCCCAGGCGGGGAGAAGCCGUGGAAAUGCGGGGACUGCGGGAAGGGCUUCAGCUACCCGUCGCAGCUGGAGAUGCACCGGCGCAGCCACACGGGCGAGAGGCCGUUCACCUGCUCCAUCUGCGGCAAGGGCUUCACCCAGCUGAGCCACCUGCCCCGGCACUACCAGGUCCACUUUGUGGAGAGACUGUUCAGCUGCUCCGUGUGCGGCAAGGGCUUCACCCAGUCCUCCAGCCUCCUGACCCACCAGCGGCUCCACACCGGCGAGAGGCCCUUCGUCUGCUCCGCCUGCGGAAAGCGCUUCACCCGCUCCUCCCACCUGCUGGCACACCAGCGGGUCCACACUGGCGAGCGCCCCUUCUCCUGCCCGCUCUGCGGCAAGAGCUUCCGCAGCUCCUCCAACCUCCGCAAGCACCAGCGGGUCCACAAGUUUGACCAUAAAUUAAGAGGUAAAGAUCUGUCCGGGUCGGGACCCUUCCUCUCACCGGUCAAUCCGUGCAUUCGAUGCGCUCACGCCGCCGGGGACCGCACCGAUUCUCCCCGCAGCCGGGGCCGCUCCUCAGGCCGGGCCUCGGUGCUGACUGAUCCCGCGCCCGGAUCCCCGCUCCUACCCGCCGCCGAUCCUCCGGAGUCUUUUGUCCACGGACCGCAUGCGAGUCUUCGCUGCACCACUUCCUGGGCUCUCCGCGCCUGCGCGCUUGGUAUCGCAUGCCGGGCCUCGGUGUUGACUGAUCCCGCGCCCGGAUCCUCGCUCCUACCCGCCGCCGAUCCUCCGGAGUCUUUUGUCCACGGACCGCAUGCGCGCCCUGGCAGCACCACUUCCUGGGCUCUCCGCGCCUGCGCGCUUGGUAUCGCAGCCGGGGGCCGCUCCUCAGGCCGGGCCUCGGUGCUGACUGAUCCCGCGCCCGGAUCCCCGCUCCUACCCGCCGCCGAUCCCCCGGAGUCUUUUGUCCACGGACCGCAUGCGCGUCUUCGCAGCACCACUUCCUGGGCUCUCCGCGCCUGCGCGCUUGGUAUCGCAUCCGGGGGCCGCUCCUCAGGCCGGGCCUCGGUGUUGACUGAUCCCGCGCCCGGAUCCCCGCUCCUACCCGCCUCCGAUCCUCCGGAGUCCAUCAUGGCGUCCAUUGGUGACCGGAAUGCGCUGCGGCGCGGAAUACGCUCUAUCUCUGCUACAGGAGCCGGAAGGCCAGGGGCAGAGACAGGAAGUGCUGUCCCGGGCAUGCGCGUUGGGGUGGGAGCGCCGCGGAUGAAGGUCUGUCCUCAGCCCGAGCUCGUUCCCGGCCCCAGACAUUUCUCAGACAGGGUGUCUUUGAUGGAGGGCAACUCGAACCAGACGCCAGGCGAUGAUGAUACUCCAGUGCCCCUCGAUUCGCCCGGGCACCGUCGGCCUUUGAAGGUGGGAGGCGAGAGCUCGGUCGGCGGCAGCGGGGAGGAGCGGUUCAGGUGCUCGGAGUGCGGCCGGGGAUUCAGCCGGGCGUCCGACCUGUCCAGGCACCAGCGCUGCCACAGGGGGGAGAGGCCCUGGAAGUGCGGGCACUGCGGGAAGGGCUUCAGCUACGCGUCGCAGCUGGAGAUCCACCGGCUGCGCCACACCAGGGAGCAGCCGUGGAAGUGCGGCGACUGCGGGAAGGGCUUCAGCUACCCGUCCCAGCUGGAGAUUCACCGGCGCAGCCACACCGGCGAGAGGCCGUUCACCUGCUGCCAGUGCGGCAUGGGCUUCUCCCACUCCUCCAGCCUCCUGAUCCACCAGCGGGUCCACACGGCCGACCGGCCCUUCACCUGUUCCGAGUGUGGCAAGGGCUUCACCCGCUCCUGCCACCUCCUGCGGCACCGCCUGGUCCACGCCGGGGAGAGACUGUACGCCUGCUCCAUGUGCGGCAAGGCCUUCAGCCAGUCCUCCUGCCUCCUCCGGCACCAGCGGGUCCACACUGGCGAGAAGCCCUUCACCUGCUUACUGUGCGGCAAGGCCUUCAGCCAGACCUUCAACCUCCACGCCCACCAGCGGGUCCACACUGGCGAGCGGCCCUACACCUGCUUCACCUGCGGCAAAGGUUUCACCCAGUCGUCCAACCUGCUCACCCACCAGCGUGUCCACACCAGGGAACGGCCCUACACCUGCUCCGACUGUGGCAAGGGCUUCGGCGGCUUGUCCAGCCUCCGGAAACACCGGCAAAUCCACGAAUGAACCCCCGGGGAGGGGGAAUGGUGGGGGCGGCCACAGUUCUUCAAUGAAGAUAGACUCAAAGUGCCGGAGUAAAUCAGCGAGGCAGGCCACAUCUCAGGAGAGAAGGAAUAGGUGACAUUUUGGGUCCAACCCUUCUCAAUGAUUCAAUUCAAUUACACUGUAUUAUCACGUGUAUCUCAGCGCAGUGGAAUUCUUUGUUUUGCAAACAACCAGGAUUUCCAACACGUGGACUGGACUUUGGAAUGUUUGUGUUUUCUUUUUUUAUUUUAAACGGCGUCAAAAUUGUGGCAGCUAUACGUUUGUGGUUGUGCAAAAAAAAACCUACUGAUAUUGUAAAAGAAUGCUGUGCAUACGUGACAGUUACAAACCAUUGAACCUGGGAAAGCCGUACAGCAGACCUCACCUGGGCAGUAUACAAAGAGUCACCAUGUGUCUGAUGCUGACCAAGUCACAAUACGUUCAUAGGACACAACAAGUUCAUAGGACCAAAGAUCAUAGAGCAGAGCAAGAUGGUUCACUCCGCGAAAAAGCCAUAGUAGGUGAUGGGUAAUGUUCAGCACCAUUUCCGUAAACCGGCUUCCGUCAUGGCACCCUCAUCUACAAGCGGAGCGUACCAAAGAUCCUAGAGCGGUUCCAGCAAUUUAUAGCAGAGCAGUAUGCUCCGAGCAGUAAGCAGAUCAUACAGCAAUACGCUCUAUAAUCUUUGGAGCAUACUGCUCUGCUAUAAUUUGCUGUAAUUCUCUGCCUCAGAGUGCGGUGGAGGCAGGUUCUCUGGAUGCUUUCAAGAGAGAGCUAGAUAGGGCUCUUAAAAAUAGCAGAGUCAGGGGAUAUGGGGAGAAGGCAGGAACGGGGUACUGAUUGGGGCCGAUCAGCCAUGAUCAUAUUGAAUGGCAAUGCUGGCUCGAAAGGCCGAAUGACCUACUCCUGCACCUAUUGUCUAUUGAAUCACCAAUGUAGGAGACCCGACCUGUCUUGGGCUCCCCACGAAAAACGAUCUUUGGUCGGAACGACUGUUACUCAGCUGGUGCUGAUAUGUUGAGACUCGGAACCAGAGUGUGUUUUAACUUGUUUGGCACAUAGAACCGCCUGUCUAAACGACACCAAGCAAUUGAUGUCAAGGGCUUAAACGUGUUUCCACACAUUCGGCUUUAUUCAGAAAAUUGCAGCAACAGCGAUAAUGAAAUUGGAGAAUGGAACGAGACAGGUUGGAGUUGAAUGAAGUAGGCGAAGCAGAGAGAAAUCACAAGAAAAAGACUCGCUCAGCUCAAUGUAUCAAUAAUAGUAUUUAAAAAACUGGCCAACCCAGUCUCACCUUCCCCAGUAAAUUAACAGCGAUACUGCAAUAAAUUUGGUAACAUUGUG
This is a messenger RNA of Amblyraja radiata (thorny skate), 7968 nucleotides long. RefSeq lists its product as uncharacterized. Bases 187 to 6606 code for a protein of 2139 amino acids. The record is from RefSeq and is a predicted model, not a curated record. The transcript has 19 exons. NCBI's taxonomy places the organism in Eukaryota, Metazoa, Chordata, Chondrichthyes, Rajiformes, Rajidae.